GAUCGGCGUUGACCGGAGCUGCCCCCGCACUUGGGGCACAUGCCCGCCCGCCCGUGCCUGCGCCUGGAAGAUGACCAGGCUGCUGCUGGGGGUGACGCUGGAACGCGUGUGCAAGGCCGUGCUGCUGCUGUGCUUGCUGCACUUUGCCGUCACCGGGGUGCUCUACUUCGACGUCUAUGCCCGCCACCUCGACUUCUUCAGCCGCUUCAAUAGCCCCUCGCCCAGCCUCCGGCCCGACGCCAACCACACCGCCACCCUGCCACCCCUGCUGCCCUGCCAAGACGUGCCGCCUGGCUUAGUGGGGCGUCUCCUCAUCGAGUUCAGCUCGCCCAUGAGCAUGGAGCGGGUGCAGCGGGAGACCCCCGAGGUGCGGGCAGGCGGGCGGUACGUGCCCCCCGACUGCCAGCCCCGCCAGAGGGUGGCCGUGCUGGUCCCCUUCCGGCACCGCGAGCACCACCUCAAGUACUGGCUGCACUACCUGCACCCCAUCCUGCGCCGCCAGAAGGUCGCCUACGGCAUCUACAUCGUCAACCAGUACGGUGAGGACACGUUCAACCGGGCCAAGCUGCUGAAUGCCGGGUUCCUGGAGGCGCUGCGGGACGACCCCGAGUACGACUGCUUCAUCUUCAGCGACGUGGACCUGGUGCCCAUGGACGACCGCAACCUGUACCGCUGCUACGAGCAGCCCCGGCACUUCGCCAUCGCCAUGGACAAGUUCGGCUGCCGGAGGCUGCCCUACGCCGGCUACUUCGGGGGCGUCUCCGGCCUCAGCAAGUCCCAGUUCCUGAAGAUCAACGGCUUCCCCAACGAGUACUGGGGCUGGGGCGGUGAAGACGACGACAUCUUCAACCGGAUCUCGCUGAAUGGCAUGAAAGUGUCGCGGCCCGACGUGCGCAUCGGGCGCUACCGCAUGAUCAAGCACGAGCGCGACCGGCACAACGAGCCCAACCCCCAGAGGUUCACCAAGAUCCAGAACACGAAGCUGACGAUGCGCCGGGACGGCAUCAGCUCGCUGCAGUACCGGCUGGUGGAGGUGUCGCGCCACCCGCUCUACACCAACGUCACGGUGGACAUUGGCAAGCCGCCCCCGCGCCCGGCCCGUGGAUAGCGUCGCUGGAGCCCAGGCAUCGCGCCCGC
Alligator sinensis (Chinese alligator) is the source of this 1137-nucleotide messenger RNA. It is a transcript of the gene B4GALT2, whose product is annotated as beta-1,4-galactosyltransferase 2. The transcript has 7 exons. The record is from RefSeq and is a predicted model, not a curated record. The coding region runs from base 71 to 1108 and encodes 345 amino acids. Gene Ontology annotation, biological process: carbohydrate metabolic process. Gene Ontology annotation, molecular function: glycosyltransferase activity. NCBI's taxonomy places the organism in Eukaryota, Metazoa, Chordata, Crocodylia, Alligatoridae.